This is a messenger RNA of Trichoderma harzianum CBS 226.95, 507 nucleotides long. RefSeq lists its product as hypothetical. Gene Ontology annotation, molecular function: DNA binding; structural constituent of chromatin; protein heterodimerization activity. Gene Ontology annotation, cellular component: nucleosome. Bases 1 to 507 code for a protein of 168 amino acids. Lineage: Eukaryota; Fungi; Ascomycota; Sordariomycetes; Hypocreales; Hypocreaceae. The record is from RefSeq and is a predicted model, not a curated record. The transcript is spliced from 3 exons.
AUGGAUCGAAUGGAAGAAACUGCUCGCGCAUCCCCAGGCAACGACUCGCAAGGAAAGGUGGCGAUGGUCAAACAAGAAGGAGACGAGGAUCCUUGCAAGCCUCUCGCGGCGACAGCAACUCGCAAGGUCAUCCUACAGAAAGUUGCUCGCAGGCGUUUUACCAUCCGUCAAAAUUCUGUGCGGCGCUUCCGAGCUGGCAGGGCUGCGCUCCUCGAGGUGGAUGGAUUUUGGAAGAAAUCAAACGUAGUCAUUGGCAAGACGGCCUUCGUUAGACUUUGCCAGUCUGUUGCCUCUGAGAUUGGCGGUCGUCGCCUUCGCUUUGAGGGGGCUGCAACUGACGCGAUCCAAGAAGCAUGCGAAGCCUUCCUCAUCAAUUACUUCACCGCCCUUAAUCUUAUUGCGAAUCGCGCAAACCGUGACACGGUCAUGACCACCGACGCCGCACUUUUGAAGCAGUCGAUGAACGUCCUCGAGCCGACUCCGAACGAAAAACCUACAAGCAAUUAG